Molecule: messenger RNA, 179 nt
Organism: Fonticula alba
Lineage: Eukaryota; Rotosphaerida; Fonticulaceae
Exons: 1
Biological process (GO): protein import into mitochondrial intermembrane space
Cellular component (GO): mitochondrial intermembrane space
Molecular function (GO): protein-disulfide reductase activity
Source: RefSeq, a predicted model, not a curated record
ACACUGACUGGCGCCCAUGCCUGCCCCAGUUCAAGGCGGCUUUCGGCUGCUUCGUCUUCAGCCCCGAGGAGGAGAAGGGCGUCGACUGCGUCGCCCAGUUCCGCAGCAUGCAGGAGUGCUUCUCUCGCCACUCGGAGUACUACUCCUCCGGCAGCAAGGACGACGCCCCCAAGGAGUGA